This is a messenger RNA of Aspergillus calidoustus, 1923 nucleotides long. The record is from the annotation of a GenBank genome assembly. Lineage: Eukaryota; Fungi; Ascomycota; Eurotiomycetes; Eurotiales; Aspergillaceae.
AUGAAGCGUCUAUCUCGCGUUCUGGGCCGAAGCACCUUGGACCCAAAAGUCGAACAGCUGUCUGCAGUGCAGCCCCCUGUCGUAUUGAACGGUGUGGAAGUCGCGACAGUGCAAACAGCACCUGCUGAGCCGUGGAUUCUGGAGGAGCGCUCCAUUGACGCAACUCGCCCCAUGAGGGUCGUUGUCAUCGGUUCUGGCAUUUCAGGAAUCAUCGCCUCUAUCCGUCUCCGUCAGAGAAUCGGCAAGCUUGAUCUAUGUGUCUAUGAGAAGAAUGCCGAUAUUGGAGGGACGUGGCUUGAGAAUAGGUAUCCAGGAUGCGCUUGUGAUAUUCCGGCCCACACAUACCAGGCUACAUUCGAGCCAAAUAAGGACUGGUCAACCUUUUAUGCCGCCGCGCCAGAAAUUCACAAGUAUUGGAAGCGCGUGUCGGACAAGUAUGGCUGCGAAAAGCACAUCCAGUUCAAGCGCCAAGUUGUGGGCGCGACUUGGGAUGCCGCAGCAUGCAAGUGGAAAUUGCAGGUCAAGAACAUUGACAGUGGAAAGAUCCUCGAGGAUACCUGCGAUGUCGUUGUCUCGGCUAGCGGUGCGCUGAAUGAGUGGAAGUGGCCUUCUAUCGAGGGUCUGCAUGAUUUCAAGGGGAAGCUUUUGCACAGUGCGUGCUGGGACGAGAGUUAUGAUUAUAGCGGCAAGCGAGUUGCUGUUAUUGGAAAUGGGUCCAGUGGAAUUCAGAUUGUGCCUGGGAUGUUGCCCAAGGUCACACAUUUGGACCACUAUAUUCGAGGGAAGACGUGGCUUUCGCCUACCUUUGCGCGCGAGCAGAUCGAUAAGCGUAAUUCGGAGCUUGAGAACUUCUCAUUUACGCCAGAGGAGAUCGAAGCGUUCAAGAAAGAUCACUCGGUAUACCAGAAAUUCAGAAAAGAAAUUGAGAAAGAGCUACAAUCCGUGCACGGUGCCACGCUUGUGGGAACUCCAGAACAGCUGGGAACCACGGAAUUCUUCACAGAGAACAUGAAGCGCCGACUACGACGGAAGCCCGAGCUCGCCGACGACCUCAUGCCCGCAUUCCCACCAAUCUGCCGUCGGCUGACUCCCGGCCCUGGCUACCUCGAGGCUCUGACUGACGACAAAGUCGACGUCAUCUCAAGCCCCAUCGUCAAGAUCGUCGAAGAUGGCGUCGUCACUGCCGACGGAAAGCACCAUCCCACCGAUGCUAUCGUCUGUGCCACUGGCUUCGACACCACAUUCACGCCACGAUUCCCCAUCACCGGUGAGAAUGGUCUGUCCCUCGCGAAGCGAUGGGAGGAAACGCCGGAGAACUACCUCUCGCUUGCUGUGGAUGGGUUCCCCAACUAUUUUAUCUGUCUUGGACCCAACGCGGCCCUGGGUGAGGGGAACCUGUUGCUUCUUAUUGAGAAGGAGAUCGACUACGUCACCUUCUGUCUACAGAAGAUGCAGCGCGAUAACAUCCGGGCGAUGCAGGUUCGCAAGGAGGCUGUGGAGCGGUUCAGAAGGCACUGCGACCAGUACUUCUCGCGAACGGUGUUUAGCAUGGAGUGCCGCAGCUGGUACAAGGGCGGUUCCUUGAAUGGGCGAAUCACAGCAUUGUGGCCUGGCUCUUCUCUCCAUGCAAUGAAAGCCCUCGCUUAUCCUCGGUGGGAAGACUACACUUAUCAGUAUGUCAAUGACAACCCCAACGGCUGGAUUGGGGACGGAUGGGCAGAGGACGAGCGGAAUAAGAUCAUCAAUGUCGACUACCUGGACGACGACCAGAUUGACUUUCCCACGGCUGUGAUUGCAAAGGCGAAGGAGAGCGUCAUGGAGCAUGUCAACGGUGUCAACGGCGUGGCGCAUUGAGUGUAUUUGUUUUUUAGCGUGUAUAUAAAUGUGCUUGGAUCUCAAUAUCAACUACUACCCCGAAUGCCA